Molecule: messenger RNA, 7123 nt
Organism: Cynoglossus semilaevis (tongue sole)
Lineage: Eukaryota; Metazoa; Chordata; Actinopteri; Pleuronectiformes; Cynoglossidae
Product: kinesin-like protein KIF13B
Exons: 43
Coding region: 374-6271 (1965 amino acids)
Biological process (GO): microtubule-based movement
Molecular function (GO): microtubule motor activity; microtubule binding; ATP binding
Source: RefSeq, a predicted model, not a curated record
CUGAACAAAAUGUGUCUCACACAGAUUUGUUAUUACUUAAAAAAAAGCACAGAGUUGUAAUGCACUCGGUGUCACAGAGUGGCGCUGAGAUCGCCUUAAACCAGUCGUACAAGUGUGGAGAACAGAGCGCCACCGGGGAAACCAGGGCUCAGCUGCAGCAAAUCCCUUUAGCUACCAUUUGACAUGGCUUGACUGACUGUGCUCUGUGGGAAGUUUCAGGAAAUGCAACAGGUGGACGAGUCGAUGCAGCAGUGGAACGGGGAACUGCCCUUUCUUUAGCUUCCAAAGCUAACAGUCGCUGCUGCAAUUCCCGUGUUCUUCAAGGUACCUCAAGGAACAACUGCGCACUUUUUUGGUAAGGUGAAGUAACAUCAUGGAGGACAACAGCUUCAGUGACACUAAUGUGAAGGUUGCUGUUCGUGUGCGGCCAAUGAACAGGAGAGAAAAAGAACUAAAGUCAAAAUGUGUGGUGGAGAUGGAGGGGAACCAGACAGUUCUGCAUCCUGCCAACAACAACAUGAACAAAGGAGAUCCUCGGAAUCAACCAAAGGUCUUUGCCUACGACUACUGUUUCUGGUCCAUGGACGAAUCUCAGGGAGACAAGUUUGCUGGUCAGGACGUCAUGUUCCAGUGCCUUGGAGAAAGCCUGCUGGACAACGCCUUCAUGGGUUACAACGCCUGCAUCUUCGCCUAUGGGCAAACGGGCUCGGGAAAGUCCUACACCAUGAUGGGCUCGGCGGAGCAGCCCGGUAUAAUCCCUCGUUUGUGCAGCUCCCUGUUCGGCCGGACUGAGCGGGAAACCCGAGAGGGAGAAGGCUUCACUGUUGAAGUCUCUUUCAUGGAGAUUUACAAUGAGAAGGUCAGAGACCUGCUCGAUCCUAAAGGUAGUAGUCAAGCACUCAGAGUGAGAGAGCACAAAGUCCUGGGGCCUUAUGUCGACGGCCUCUCCCACCUGGCCGUGACCAGCUAUAAGGACAUCGAGUCCCUGAUGUCAGAGGGAAACAAGUCUCGCACAGUCGCGGCGACGAACAUGAACGAGGAAAGCAGCCGAUCGCACGCGGUGUUUAACAUCAUCCUCACGCACACCCUCAUGGAUGUGAAGUCUGCGACCACCGGGGAACGAGUGAGUAAGCUGAACCUGGUGGAUUUGGCAGGUAGCGAACGGGCUGCGAAGACCGGUGCAGCAGGAGAAAGACUGAAGGAAGGGAGCAACAUCAACAAGUCUCUAAGCACUCUUGGUUUGGUUAUCUCUGCCUUGGCCGACCAGGGAGCGGGGAAGAACAAGAGCAAGUUUGUUCCCUACAGAGACUCUACGCUCACCUGGCUGCUCAAGGACAGUCUCGGAGGCAACAGCCGCACCGCCAUGGUGGCCACCAUCAGCCCCGCGGCGGACAAUUACGACGAAACCCUCUCCACGCUGCGUUACGCCGACAGGGCCAAGAACAUCGUGAACCACGCCGUGGUCAACGAAGACCCAAAUGCCAGAAUCAUCCGGGAGCUGCGGGAAGAAGUGGAGAAACUGAAGGAGCAGCUUUCAGAGGCCGAGUCCAUGAAGGCCCCGGAGCUGAAGGAUCGUCUGGAGGAAUCGGAGAAACUGAUCCAAGAGAUGACAGUGAGUUGGGAGGAGAAGCUCAGAAAGACCGAGGCUAUUGCACAGGAGCGUCAGAGGCAGCUGGAGAGCCUGGGGAUUUCGCUGCAGUCGUCUGGGAUCAGAGUGGUGGACGACAAAUGCUUCCUCGUCAAUCUCAAUGCCGACCCUGCUCUGAACGAGCUGCUGGUUUAUUACCUGAAGGAGCACACGCGUGUCGGCUCCGCCGACUCGCAGGACAUCCAGUUGUGCGGGAUGGCCAUCCAAACUGAGCACUGCGUCAUUGACAUCACGGAAAAUAACAACGUGGUGCUCACUCCUCACGUCAACGCUCGCACGUGCGUAAAUGGUUCUGCCGUCACCAGUCCAGUGCAGCUGCAUCACGGUGACAGAAUCUUGUGGGGCAACAACCACUUCUUCAGGAUCAGUCUGCCCAAAUCUACCUUCCACGCAGUGGAUGGCGACGAGGCGGGCGGCACCUCUAUGAAGACAUGUUUGAGCACCGACCGGCUCGAGCUGGAGUUCGAUGCGUCCAGCGACGUCUCCAGCGAGCUCAGCUUCAGUUACGAGUCCGCCCAGGCCGAGGUCAUGAUGAAGGGCAUGGGCAGCAACGACCCCUUACAGUCCGUCUUACAGACCCUGGAGCGGCAGCACGAGGAGGAGAAACGCAGCGCCCUGGAGCGGCAGAGGCAGAUGUACGAGCAGGAGCUGGAGCAGCUCCGUCAGAGACUGGAUGCGUCAGGUUCACCGGUCGGCGGCGCCGGUGCCGUGACGUCCCCGGGUAGCCACAAAGCCUUGCGGCGUUGGAGUCAAGACAGAGAGGCGAUGAUGACUCGCAGUCUGCGGCGCCUGAGAGAGCAGAUCGUUCGAGCCAACCUGCUGGCUCAGGAGGCCAGCUUUAUCGCCGAGGAACUUGACAAGAGGACGGAGUACGUGGUCACUCUGCAAAUUCCGGCUUCUAACCUGAAUGCCAACAGGAAGCGUGACGUGGUUCUGAGUGAGCCAGCCAUCCAGGUCCGUCGCAAAGGUAAAGGGAAACAGAUCUGGGCUCUGGAGAAGAUGGAGAACAGGCUGGUGGACAUGAGGGAGCUGUACCAGGAGUGGAAGGAUUUUGAUGAGGACAACCCUGUGAUGCGUUCCUAUUUCAAACGUGCUGACCCGUUCUUCGACGAGCAGGAAAAUCACAGUCUAAUAGGAGUGGCCAAUGUUUUCCUGGCCUGCUUGUUCUACCAUGUGAAGCUGCAGUAUGCAGUGCCAAUCAUCAACCAGAAGGGCGAGGUGGCAGGUCGGCUGCACGUAGAGCUGUGGCGCGGCACGGAGAGCUCCGGGGAAGAUGGCGGCUCGCUACAGGAGGGCCACGGCUCAGAUGGGGAUUCAGCCGAACGUAAACUCGACUGCGUGGUUAAUAUCCUCCAGGCCACUGGCCUCCCUCGCCACCUGUCAAACUUUGUCUUCUGCCAGUACCACUUCUGGGGUCAGGAGGAACCGGUGUUCAUCGCUCCAGAGAUGUCAUCGUUGAGCUCUUCUUCGUCCGACCUCAGGGACCCUCAGUGCAGCGUGGUCUUUGACAACAACAAGGAGCUGUCCGUCCCUGUUUCCGACGAUCUCGUGGACUUCCUGGCCGACGGGGCUCUGGCCAUCGAGGUGUACGGACACAAACAGGUCAACCACCGCAGGAACCUGGCUCUCUGGGACCUCGGGGUGAUUCAGGCCAAGACCAGAUCACUGAGGGAGAGGUGGAGUGAGGUGAUCCGUCGCCUGGAGCUGUGGGUGCAGCUGAUGGAGCUGAAUGAAGCCGGAGAGUUCACGGCGGUGGAGGUUCUGCCGGCCAAAGACGUCCGCACCGGAGGAAUCUUCCAGCUCAAACAGGGCCAGUCCCGUCGGGUUCAGGUGGAGGUGCGGCCGGUGCCAGAUUCAGGAACCAUGCCGCUCAUCACCGCCGCCGUCCUGUCGGUGUCCAUUGGAGAUGUCAAAAUCCGACAAGCAGCUCUCUCCAGAGGCGGGGAAUCCCAUUGGAGUAGAGAUGAGGAAAUGGACAGCUAUCAAGAGGUGGACUUGGAGAGGAUGCGGAAACAGUGGCUGCACACACUUACUCAGAGGCAGGAGUAUUUGGACCAGCAGCUACAGAAUGUUUUUUCCAAAGCAGAUAAGUCGGAGGACGACGUUGAACGGGAGUCGCAACUGCUGGAGUGUCGUCUGACUCUGACAGAAGAAAGAAACGCUGUCAUGGUGCCGUCAUCUGGCAGCGGCAUCCCUGGAGCACCGGCAGAAAGAGUUCCAGUUCCUGGAAUGGAGACGCACAUUCCGGUCCUGUUCCUAGAUCUCAGUGCUGACGACUUCCAGUCCCAUCUGUCCCCUCCACCGGCCGGAGGCCUGGACACGUGUCUCAGUGAGGAAAACGAAGACGAAUUCUUUGACCUUCACAUUGUAAAACACCACGACUCCGAGGUUAAGGUGGAGGCUUCCUGGGACUCCACCGUUCACGACUGCCCAGAGCUCAGUCGCGUGACGUCGGGCGACCAGAGGGUUUACCUGACAGUCCGCGCCGUGGUCCAGCUGAGCCACCCGGCCCAGAUGGAGCUGGUUCUGAGGAAGCGCAUCUGCGUAAACCUCGUUGGGAAACAGGGUUUCGCUCAGAGUCUGUUGAAGAGAAUGUCUCAGCGCAGCAACAUCCCCGGCUGUGGAGUCACGUUUGAAAUUGUCUCCAACAUCCCGGGGGACAUCUACGGUCCAGAGGACAGAGAGAUGCUGGCUCGGAUCGCUGCCAGUGCCGAAGACGAACCGUCGGCCGACAGCGAAGCGGCCAUAGAGAAAUAUCUGUGCAGCAUCCUGGCGGUGGAGAACAUCCUCACUCUUGACCGACUCAGACAGGAGGUGGCCGUGAAGGAACACUUAGCGGUGAGAGGGAAACCCAACCAGCGCUGCCUCAGCUCUCCAAACAUAAACCAGCUGACGGCCAGCAGUCACGACCUCUCCUCCUCCUCCUCUUUUCAUCAGCUCCAUGACUUGAAUAGCUGGAAGAGUCACCAGAACCUGAGCGCGGCACCUCGUCCAUCCAGACGUACCCUCCCCAGUUCGAUAUCGCAGACUCUCGGCCAAGAAGCAGUGAAUUCAGGCUUCGCUGCAUCUUAUCUCUCUCCAGUGAAGGCCGUACCAAAGCUGCUCAUGUCACUGCUUCCUGGUGGGAAGGAAGAUGGCAAAGCCCAGACAGUUGUCCAUCAGCAGAACUUGCCGCGCAUCGUGGUGCAGUCGGCCAGUGUUGACGAAGGCCUCAGCAGGCAGCAGCAGCAGCCAGUCCCAAUUGAGGAUCUCAUUCCCGCGGACACCGAGACGGAGACGUGUGUCAGGUCCGUUCCCCUGCCGCCGCCAAUCAUCCCCGAGACGGAGGAGUCCAUCUCCAGCCCGGUGAGCGAAGCGUCCAGCGGCUACAUGUCCACCAGCCUGUCCGCCGCGACCCUGUCGGACGUCUACACCCUGAGCUGGGACCUGCCUCCCACCUCUGGGUUUGAGAUGGUGCCCGACGAAGAGGACGAAGAUACCGGAGUGGCGAACUUUGUCGCGGACCUCGAGCCGACCUCCGUGGACACUUCAGCGCCUCCGAGUUUGAACGACCGAGCUGAUGGACACGAGGAGAACUCUUCACCAGUGACGGAUUCAAACGUCGGUCAGAAAGACUGUCGUCGGCUUCCGUCAGUCCAGACGCACGAGGCGGAUUCAGACGCCCGACCGGAGUCGACGACAACAGAGCAGGUCGAGUCGAACCGUCCAGAACCGUUACACGAUUUAUCGGUUUUACAGGAGAGUGAAGGCAAACGUUGCGAGGUAUCGGAGCCACGCAGUCUGGAGUCGGAGAAUGUUCUGACAGAACGAGCUGUCGUCGAAGAAGUACUUGAAGGUGAACGGGAAGCUGGUCAAGAUCCAGCUCCAAGUGUGAGCCCGGUUUUGUCUGCAGAGCCAGCUCCUGCCCCAGAACCACCUGUAGAACCUGCCCUUCCGGCUCCUUCAGAGGAACACUCGGACGUAAACAGCACCUCCAGUGGGAGAACCGUCCAACAACAAUCGCCCGCCGAUGCAUCCGCGGUGGUCACGGCUGCUCCCAACGUUGCUUCCUCCGUCUCGGCAGCGAACCCCUUCAAAAUCCAGAAGGUCAAGUCUUCAGACCUUAAGUCGUUCCAUCAAAUUCUGGAUGAGGAGAACCCGGGGAACGUGGACCCGGACGGCAGCACCAACCUCUCCGUGCCGAUGGAGAGUCUGGAAAUCAUCUCCGACUCCGAGGAAGGAGACGCGGCCAAUUCCACAGAGCUCCCUGAGUGGUUGAAAGAAGGCGAGUUCGUCACCGUGGGCACCAAUAAGAAUGGAACCGUGCGCUACGUCGGACCCGCAGACUUUGCCCCGGGUAUUUGGGUCGGGGUGGAAUUGGAGGUUCCAGCAGGGAAGAACGAUGGCUCAGUGGGAGGAAAGCACUACUUCCACUGUAACCCCGGCUACGGAGUCCUGGUCAGGCCCAGCAGAGUGUCCAGGUGUGGGGCCAAACGCCGUCGGCAGCAGAAGAAGCGUCACAGCGCCAACCUCUCUGGAUCCAAUCCAAACUUAGUAGCGCUGACCGCUCUGGCUAAAGGUGAGGCAGGCGGGCCGCCGGGGGCCCGCGCCAGAGGGGAGAACAGGAAGUCCUUGAACAGCUGAGAGACUCGGUAUGUGUUGGAAACGCAAGAAAGACUCGUGUUUUUGUACCAGAUUUUAGUAACAGUUCCAGAGGACUCCAGGUUCUAUCGAAUGUUUUUUUUGGGGUUUUUUUUAAGCUGUUUUUUGAUCAAUUUUACUUCGAAAGUUGACACUAGAAAGAUGUCGUCACAUCCACCAAAGAGAUCGUUUGGGGAGACGGAGGGUGUGAAAGGUUAAAUACUAAGUACCAAUCUUUUCUGGAUAGUACUGUUUUUUUAAAGGGUUUUUUUAGUGUAUUUAUUUAAGGAACAGACAAAAAAAAUCAAAGUACUGCCUCAAGAUUAGCACAGUUCCUGUUUUUAUAUUAUGGUUCCUACAAUUUAAUCAGUUAAUUAAUCCCAAUAAUGACAAAGAAUUUUUCCUUUUCCCUUGACCCCCUAAAAUAACUCUGUGACCCAAGAGGGCCCCCCGCCCCCAAGUUUGGGAACCACUAUUAUGAUGUAUUAAUGAAAGCUCCACAAAAAUUCGCGCGUCAACGCUGGACUGACCUUUGACCUUUUUCAUGUGCAUGGCCUCGAGAGUUCUCCGCACUUUUCAGACAGUAGUUUGACAGGAAGUUAGUCAGAUGUUUUUUUGUUGUUGUUGUUGUUUUUUUACAGUGUAAAUUGCGACACAUUAACGCCUAACGAAAGAGAACCGUCCUGAGCUUUACGAUAUUUUACUGCUGUGCCUUUAAGACGACGUCGCAAAAGUUCAACACUGGAUUUCUUCCACUCUCACUUGAAGCUCUUGGCUGUCGUAGUCCAGUGUUUUUCAACCUUGGGGUCAGGACUCCGUAUGAUGUCACCUGAAAUGACUAGUAGUUAAAAAAAA